AUGUUUGCGUUUCACCUCAUCCUGCUUUGCUUCGUGCUAUUUGCAGUGUGCCGUGCAGAAAAUGUCAGCCCACGCGUCGAUUCCUCACUGACGGGCCUGGUUUCGGAUUCAUCAACAGAUGCAAAAGAGCUGUGGAAACGCCGAAAGGGAGGCGGAGGGUCCGAUAGCGACAGUAGCUCUGGAUCUGGAUCUAGCUCCGACUCCAGUGGUGACUCCGGUAGCUACGACGACGACGACGACGACGACUAUACCUACGGCCAAGUCCCGGAAGACGACAACGUCUGGUAUAGCUGCACGCGACCCAUGAACAAAACGCGCCCUGCGGAGAAUACACUAGGCUACGGGGGCUGGUAUACCGUUGGAAAUGGACAAAAGAAUAGCACACAAGGCGGGUAUACCGCAAAAGGCUCAGGCAGCGCCCCCCACUGGGACAACAGUACCGGAUCAUGGUCCUACAAUAAAUACCCAUCCUAUCUCGACCCGCCAGAAACGCUCUCAUACACCGGCGGGGCAGCAGUACCAUAUCUCUCAGGAAAAGUCUCACCGAACGGCGUAUCCCCACGGAAAUUCACCAACCUGCCCUACACCCCAGACCUAGAGGAAUAUCCAUCCGGAUACGAGUGUACAAUUCCCAACACGAACUACGCAUACAAAUACGAGGCGGAAUUCGAAUACACCGAGUCGGACGACGACUCGUCACACAGCGCGCCGAUAUAUUGCUGCUGCGCGCUGGGCUCGCUGUGCGGUUGCGACGACUUCCACCAGAACUCCAGUUUCGUCCUAGCCAUGCUCGAGAGGGAGAUGGCCAGUGUCAAUCCCCUGAAUAGUACGAGCGUCUGCGCAAUUGACAUCGAGGGCGAGACGACGGUUCUUGUCUCCGGCACGCUGGAGGACGGGUCGACCAAGGCGGAUGGGGAGACGGAGUCUCUGACGGAGACGAUUUCGACGACGGGGUUGACGAGGUGUAUGCGGGCUACGGGGGCGCCUGAUGAGGUUUCUACUGCCGGGAUGAGGGUGCUUGGGGGGCCGUCGCAGAGGGCGUUUGUUCUUGCGUGGGUUGGGACUGUUGGGGCGGGGGUUUUGGUUGGCAUGGGUGUUGUUCUGUUGUAA
This is a messenger RNA of Aspergillus versicolor CBS 583.65, 1110 nucleotides long. RefSeq lists its product as uncharacterized. The record is from RefSeq and is a predicted model, not a curated record. NCBI's taxonomy places the organism in Eukaryota, Fungi, Ascomycota, Eurotiomycetes, Eurotiales, Aspergillaceae. The transcript has 2 exons. The coding region runs from base 1 to 1110 and encodes 369 amino acids.